Molecule: messenger RNA, 693 nt
Organism: Trichomonas vaginalis G3
Lineage: Eukaryota; Parabasalia; Trichomonadida; Trichomonadidae
Exons: 1
Coding region: 1-693 (230 amino acids)
Source: RefSeq, a predicted model, not a curated record
AUGAAAAAAGGCGCCAAAAUCAAACGCUUAAAGAAGCAACGUAGGGAAGCAAACGAGCAGCUUGAUUUCGAGCGUGCCCAAAUGAUUGACGAGGAGAUCAAAAAAUAUUAUAUUAAAAAGUAUCGACCAGAUUUUUCAGACGUUAUUAGGAUCCAGAGACAAAAGGAUAAGAUAAAAUUAAAAUCUAUUGGAGAAUCAAGCCGAUUAGAAGAAGAAUCCAAAGCGAUUCAGCUUCAUUAUAGAGAUUUAUUAAAUGAACUUAAAGAAAGACAACUUCAAGAAAUACAACAGUUAAAGGAAGAAAGAAAACAAACUCUCAAAAGAGAAAAAGAUCGUCCAAUACCAUUAGCACGCGAGAGAUUGAAAAAAGCAAUUUUAAUUGGAAAAACAGGCGACUAUGAAUUAGCGAAAAAGAUUAGAGAGGAAGCUAUAUCAAUUACAGAACAAGAAUUACCAAUUAGACUCGAAGCUUGCAAAGAAACGUAUCGCCGCUUGGAAGAAAAGAUGAAUAGAAGGCAUAAUAGGGAAGUUUGCUCCCUAUUACAAAAGAUGUUAAAUGAUUCGCAGCAAGUUUCAAUGAAAUCACUCAAACGUCAAAAUCAAUUACUUGCUUCAAUGAGAAAUCAGACAAUUAAGGAACAAGAAAGCUAUUGGAAGGCAACCAAAGGUUUUAGAUAUAUUCCAACUUACUAA